Octopus sinensis (East Asian common octopus) is the source of this 936-nucleotide messenger RNA. RefSeq lists its product as uncharacterized. Bases 1 to 936 code for a protein of 311 amino acids. The record is from RefSeq and is a predicted model, not a curated record. The transcript has a single exon. Lineage: Eukaryota; Metazoa; Mollusca; Cephalopoda; Octopoda; Octopodidae. Gene Ontology annotation, molecular function: nucleic acid binding.
AUGGGCGAACGUUUUCACAGGCAACUGAAGGCCGCUCUACGUGCCACUUCUGAUCCGCAGUCUUGGACAGAAUUCCUGCCUAUCGUUCUUCUUGGUUGUCGUACUGCUGUUAAAGCAGACUUAGGUUUCUGCUCUGCUGAACUCCUUUACGGUACUACCCUGGCAUUCCCUGGCACAAUGUUAGCGCCAGACAACUCAUCGUCUCCUGAUCCAACGUCGUAUGUCACCAGACUUCGCUUGUAUUUCUCGUGUCCUCCACCCAUGCAUCCGCGUGACCAGUCUAUUCCCUCUCACGUCCCUCCGGAUAUUGACAAAUGGACUCAUGUUUUUGUUCGGGAUGAUUCUGUCAGAAGACCUCUCGUUUCUCCUUAUAAGGGACCAUUCCAUGUGCUAUCGCACACACCCAAAACUUUUAGUCUUGACAUCAAUGGUCGGGCAGAGACCGUGUCGGUCGACAGACUUAAAAGGGCACAUUUCGAGGUGUCCAUACCUUUCGAUGACACCCCAGACACGUCCACCUUUGAUCCUUUACAACCACCUACACAUCCACCUGCACAUACACCUUUGACCACACCAUCACCUACACCUACACUUUCGUCGCCACUGCCUAACACGAACAAACCCUAUGGCACCACGACUGGCCGUACUGUGCAUUGGCCUAAAAAACUAAGACUAUUUAUAUGUGACAUUAUCUUUUGUGUUUCCUGUGACACACUUUGUGUGUUACUGCACAAGUUCCAAUACUCUGCCAUUGAACAUUUUGUCAAAUUUUGUGCAUGCCAAUUUAUAUUUCUUGCAGUUAUUGUUCUAUUUGACUUGUUACAUUUUUGUACCAUAUCUUGUUGGUUGCGAUCACUUGCCAUCUUUGCUCUUUCUUGUGCCUGCUCCAAUUAUUCUGGUUUCGUACUUCUGCACUCAGUGGGGAGCCAUUUGUAG